Messenger RNA from Leptidea sinapis, 933 nucleotides. It is a transcript of the gene BCAS2, whose product is annotated as pre-mRNA-splicing factor SPF27. The transcript has 5 exons. Lineage: Eukaryota; Metazoa; Arthropoda; Insecta; Lepidoptera; Pieridae. Gene Ontology annotation, cellular component: Prp19 complex; precatalytic spliceosome; catalytic step 2 spliceosome. The coding region runs from base 147 to 890 and encodes 247 amino acids. Gene Ontology annotation, biological process: mRNA processing. The record is from RefSeq and is a predicted model, not a curated record.
GACUGUGCAGAGAGAAUUUAAACACUACGUUCAGUUCUGUGUUUGAACUACAAUUUAAUAUUGACGGUGCAUGCGGCAUAUUGUUUAUUUUCAAAUUGCAAUACAAACAAUAAGUAGUAGAUAUUUAUUACUGUUUAAAAUUUAAGAUGGCAGGCGAAGUGGUUGUUGAUGCUUUGCCAUAUAUUGACCAAGGAUAUGAUGAUCCAGGCGUUAGAGAAGCGGCUCUAGCCAUGAUCGAAGAAGAAUGUAGAAGAUACAGGCCUACAAAAAAUUAUUUGGAAAAUGCUGGUCCUGAGCCUAGUACUGCUUUUGAGACCCCCGCCUUACAAAGAGAAAUGGAACGAGUACAACAACGAUUGCCUAUGGAACCAUUACCCAUGAAAAGAUAUGAACUUCCACAGCCUCCUGCUGGGCGAGCUGGUGAGCCAGCAGCAUGGUCUGAAGCUGUGGACAAUUCACAUGCACAGCUCUCUCACCAAGCAAUCCGAGUGCUAAACUUAGAGCUUCAGUUACAGUACAGCUCAGAAGCUUGGCGCUCAUACCUUAAUGUUCUACAAGCUUUGGUAUCAAGAUCUCAGAAUGAACAUGCACAGUUACGAAAACAAAUAGUAUCUGUUAACUGGGAGCGGAAAAGGUCACAAACUGCAAGUGGUGCACGGUUGAGAGCUUUGAGAAGACGGUGGGCCCAACUUGUGUCUGACAACUAUAGGUUGGAGCGUGCCAUUAUGCAACUUGAAAUACAACUUGAAAAGGCAAAGGGACAACCCGAUACAGAGGAUGGUGAAACCCCAGAUGUGGACAUAGAAGCUGUAAAGAAUUUACCAGAUAAACUUAAUUCAGAAACAGAAAAGGAAGUACAAAAGAAAAUUGAAGAUAUGUUUGCAGACUAAGUUAAUUUUAAGUUAAAAAUAAAAUAAAGAUUUUAUAUAUAGA